UGCACACUCAGUGACACGCUAUGUGGAAGGAAGAGAGUCUUGCUUCCGCUGGACGGUGUGUUCGGGCAGUGCUACUCGCCGAAUAGCGGUGCGCCUGAACCUACCGUAAUAGAUCAUCUAGAUGACACACAAUUGGAACUACUACGUUUAGAACUUACCAGGUUAGCAAAACAGGGUCUUGAGUGGCCAGAUCAACGUGCACAAUGUGUGCUUUCCUACUUCAAACUCUCAAUGUACUACGGCCUACAGUACGACCCGGACUUUUGUCAAGUUCGGAACCCGGCCAACAUUUGGGCUCUAAUACAGCUUAUUGAAAUGAGCUUGAACGAAGAUCCGACAGUAACAGAGCAGGAAGCAGCUGAAAGUCCAACUGUUGUCGAAGACAUCGACAUGAGCGAUGACGCCAACAGAGUUCCAGUUCAACUACCUGAAGCUGACGACGGGACAAUCGACGGUGUUGUUCCGCUUGAGGAGCAGGAUGUCGACCCGGCCGACAAUGAUACAGAGUUGGCAUCAGAUUCGGUUCCGGAGGGAGAAAUCCAGAGCAUCCUCGAUCAGAUCCAGGAACCAGCACCCCAACUUGACGUCCAAGAGUUGAGCGGGCAGGACGAGAACGGCGAUCCAGAGGUUGAGGACUACAUUGAGCGAAUCAUUUAUCCGCAACUUUCUGAUGAGCAACUGAAUGAACUGAUUAGUCGACUUUUCAUCCUCAAGAACAAUCUCGCUGAUGGCGAUAAUGUUGGCCCUGAUCAAGGUAAGAGCCGCUCC
Molecule: messenger RNA, 768 nt
Organism: Ostertagia ostertagi
Lineage: Eukaryota; Metazoa; Nematoda; Chromadorea; Rhabditida; Trichostrongylidae
Source: the annotation of a GenBank genome assembly